This is a messenger RNA of Antechinus flavipes (yellow-footed antechinus), 2713 nucleotides long. RefSeq names its product nucleolin (gene NUCLEOLIN). Bases 174 to 2312 code for a protein of 712 amino acids. The record is from RefSeq and is a predicted model, not a curated record. The transcript is spliced from 13 exons. Gene Ontology annotation, molecular function: RNA binding. Lineage: Eukaryota; Metazoa; Chordata; Mammalia; Dasyuromorphia; Dasyuridae.
CGAGCUCCUUUCCAGUCGCGCCGAGGGGGCAGGCUCAGUCUUUCGUCUCAGUCUCGGCUAGCAAAGAGCUGCUCGCGGACGGACUCUUCCCCGCUCUAUCCGCCGCCACCGACACUGUCUGGGCCUCGGUCGACGGAUCUGCAUCCCCCGCGCCCUAGUCUCGCACCGCCACCAUGGUGAAGCUAGGGAAGGCUGCUAAAAAUCAAGGGGAGCCCAAGAAGAUGGCUCCUCCCCCAAAAGAAGUAGAAGAUAGUGAAGAUGAGGAGAUGUCUGAAGAUGAAGAGGAGAGCAGCGGAGAAGAGGUUGUGGUUCCUCAGAAGAAGGGCAAGAAGGCUGUGGCUACGCCAGCCAAGAAAGUUGCACCGACCAAAAAAGCUGUCGUUGCCACCACACCCGCUAAGAAAGCAGCCGUGACUCCUGGUAAGAAGGCGGCUGUCAUGGCCUCCGCCAAGAAGGCAGCCACCCCGGCCAAAGCUGUCGCCACCCCGGGAAAGAAGGCGGCCACCCCGGCCAAAGCAGUGGUGACCCCGGCCAAAGGGGCUAAAAAUGGGAAGAAUGCCAAGAAGGAGGACAGUGAGUCCGAGGAGGAGGAAGACAGCGAAGAGGAAGAUGAAGAAUUUGAGCCUCCCAAAGCCACAAAGAAGAAAGCAGCUGCUGCCGCCAAACAAGAGUCUGAGGAGGAGGAGGAGGAGGAUGACGAGGAGGAGGACAGUGAUGAGGAUGAAGAUGACGAGGAUGACUCUGAGGAAGAAGCUAUGGACACCACACCGGCCAAAGGAAAGGCUGCUGCUGUGAAGGCUGCUGUGGGGAAAGCCGGGAAGGCUGUGAAGGCCAAGGAGGAAGAAGAGGAGGAGGAGGAGGAUGACGAUGAGGAAGAUGAUGAGGAUGAUGACGAUGAUGAGGAUGAUGAUGAAGAAGAGGAGGAGGAGGAGGAAGAAGAGGAAGAGGAGGAGGAGGAAGUGCCUGUGAAAGAAGCUCCAGGAAAGAGGAAAAAGGAAAUGACCAAACAGAAGGCUCCUGAAGCCAAGAAGCAGAAACUGGAUGCUGAAGCCUCUACAAAUUUCAAUCUCUUUGCUGGUAACCUGAACUUCAACAAAAGCGCUACUGAGCUAAAAACUGGGAUCACCGACUUCUUUGCCAAAAAGGACCUGACCGUUGUGGACGUCCGCAUCGGUGCCACCAGGAAGUUUGGCUAUGUGGAAUUUGAAUCUGCUGAAGAUAUGGAAAAGGCCAUGGAACUCAGUGGCUCCAAAGUGCUUGGCUCUGAAAUUAAGCUGGAAAAGGCAAAGGAGAACAAGAAAGGUGUGUGGAAGGACCGAGAUGCAAGGACGCUCUUUGUGAAGAAUCUGCCAUAUAAAGUGACUCAAGAGGAGCUCAAGGAAGUGUUUGAAGAUGCUAUUGAAAUCAGACUGGUCUGCACCAAGGAUGGGACCCCUAAGGGAAUCGCCUACGUGGAAUUUAAGACGGAAGCAGACGUGGACAAGGCCUUGGAGGAGAAACAGGGCACGGAGAUCGAUGGCCGGGCGCUCAUCCUGGACUACACUGGGGAGAAGAGCCAGGGCCAGGAGAACUCGAGGGGCGGCAAGAACAAUGCCUGGGGCGGCAGCAACAGCAAGCCGGCCGACUCCAAGACCCUGGUGCUGAACAACCUGGCCUACAGCGCCACGGAGGAGAGUCUGCAGGAGGUGUUCGAGAAGGCCACCUCCAUCAGCCUGCCCCAGAACAACCAGGGCCGGCCCAAGGGGUACGCCUUCAUCGAGUUCGCCUCGGUGGAAGACGCCAAAGAAGCUUUGAAUACUUGCAAUAACAUCGAGAUCGAGGGCAGAGCCAUCCGGUUGGAGCUGAAGGGACAGAAGUCCUCCAACGCAGCCCCAAGGAACCAGUCCUACAAGACCUUGUUCGUCAAAGGCCUCUCAGAAGACACAACGGAAGAGACACUGAAAGAUUCAUUUCAGGGCUCUGUCGGUGCCAGGAUAGUCACAGACAGGGAGACGGGGUCCUCUAAAGGGUUCGGUUUUGUGGACUUCAACUCGGAGGAAGAAGCGAAAGCCGCAAAAGAGGCCAUGGAGGAUGGGGAGAUCGACGGAAACAAAGUGACCCUGGACUGGGCGAAGCCUAGUGGCUUUGGGGGACGAGGUGGCGGCCGUGGAGGAGGCGGCGGAGGCCGUGGAGGCUUUGGGGGCCGAGGAGGCGGCAGAGGGGGCCGAGGAGGUUUUGGAGGCCGAGGCCGAGGGAACUUUGGAGGCCGCGGCGGUUUCCGAGGAGGCCGAGGUGACAACAAGCCACAAGGAAAGAAGACGAAGUUUGAGUAGCUUCCCCCUUCUUCCCCUGCCACGUGAACGGACUCUGUGGGUCACAUCAGAGCCUUGUGAGGUCAUUCCAAGACAGACGGGCCGGGGGCGCCCGUGGCCAUCUUGGAAGAGCCUGGAUGACAUUUCAAGGGAGAGCACGGCAGUUCUAACGGGACGGAUGUUCCAUAUAAACUUUUUGCAGAGACGGGUGAUAGCUGUGGGAGUUCACCUCUUGUCUUGAGUUGUCUUGAGUUUAUAAUGUUUUACCCCAUGUACAAAACCAUUUUUUUCCUACAAAUACCUGUAGUGGUUUUUUGUUUCCUUUUUAUCCCUUUUUGGCUGUAAAGAAAAAAGGCAAAUGUUUGCUUAUGGUUCCUGCUUUCGCAGCCUGUCUUAGGACUCAUUAAAGGGGCCUAACCUGG